UAAAUGAAACUUUAGUUGCUGGCACGUGAUUCAGGCAAUUAGAAGAACACAUAUUGUAAUUUUAUUUGUUUUCCCUUUAAGCUGUUAGAUUACUUUCUGUUUUAGUUAGUUAAUUUUGCUUAAUUCUUGCCUAAUUUUCUGGGCUUGUGUAACUGAUUGCUAUGAUGUAUAAAUAGCAAAUCAGUGUGUAAGAUUAAGUCAGUUUUUCAUUUUCUUCGUGAAUACAAGUUUUCCUUUCAGAGAAUAUCUCUUUCCUUCUAGAAAUUUCUUUCUUAAUAUGGUAUCAGAGCAACGAGUUAGCUCAGUGACUCGCUGAUUUCCUAACUCACUCUUUUCCUCCAUUGUUGUUCUCCUUCAAGCUUUGAUUGUUGAUCCUUUUUCUUUCAUUGUUGAUCUUUGAUUGAAGUUUUUUUUUUUUUUUUUCGAUGUUCUUGGAAUUUUCUUACGAAGUAUCUUCUUUGAUUCUUUGCUCUGAAGCUUCAAUCAUGGCUUCGACUUCAGAUCCUACCACUCUUCCGCAAACUAUUCCACAAACAGAAUCAUUCUCACAGAAUAUUUCAAGUUCUUCAAUGGCAAAUGAAUCAGCCAAUAAUCCAUAUUUUCUCCCUGUUGCAAAGAAUCCAGGGAUCAUUCUUUCUUCGCAACCUCUGAUUGGUCCAGAGAACUAUGCUGAUUGGACCAGAUUUGUGUUCUUAGCCUUGAGUGCAAGGAACAAAUUUGCUUUUGUUAAUGGGACAAUUUCCAAACCAGAGGUUACUUCACCUCUGUACAAUUCUUGGUGUAGAUGUAACACCAUGGUUCUUUCAUGGCUGGUGAAUUCCCUUUGCAAAGACCUUCAGGCAAGUGUGAGGUAUAUCAACACUGCUCGAGAACUAUGGAUUGAUCUACGAGAUCGUUUCUCUCAAGGAAGUUCACCUAGGCUCUAUGAGUUGCAAAAGGAAAUUUCGCAUCUUACACAAGGUCAACUAUCGGUGAGUUCUUAUUUCACAAAGUUCAAAACACUCUGGGAUGAAUUUGCUAGUUAUCAAUCUUAUGCUGCUUGCACCUGUGUUUGUACUUGUGGAUUCGAUAAAACUCAAGUUGAAACUCAACAGAAAGAGCAUGUUUUUCGUUUUCUUAUGGGAUUGAAUGAUAGUUUUGAUCAUCUUACUAGUCAAAUCUUGAUUGCUGAGCCUCUUCCUUCAAUCAACAAAGUUUGCUCUUUGAUUUUACAAGAAGAAAAACGAAGAAAUGUAGGUCAUGGAGUUAAUGUGAUGGCUGAACCUACGGCUUUGUAUGCUAAUAAUAGCUACAACCCUAGCUUUAAUCCCAAUUUUAGGCCUAAUCAAGGUCAAGGCUUUCAUGGAGGGAAAGGGGGAAAUUCGAAGAAGCAGAGGCCAGUUUGUACCUAUUGUGGUCUAACUGGUCAUAUAGCAGACAAAUGCUAUAAACUUCAUGGUUAUCCACCAGGGUACAAAUCAAAGGUGAACAGACCUAUGGCAAAUCAGGUUUCUGUUGGCUUUCAAUCAGAUGGUUCAAUUGUUCAAGGGCGAAAUUUCUUUCCCAAUGGCAAUGCCUAUGGUGGUCCACAAUAUGCUACUAAUGCUUCUGGUGUGCAGCUAGAUGCAAUGAGUUUCUCUCCACAGAACUUUGCUCCACAGAAUUUCUCUCCACAAAAUUUCACUCCACAAAAUUUUUCUCCACAAUUCAUGGCUCCAUCACCACAGGCCUCUCAGUGUCCUAUUUCACAGUCUCAGUGUGAACAGCUGCUAUCAUAUCUGUCUGUUCUUAAGGACAAUUCUGCUUCAGGUUCUAGAGUACCAUCUGCCCAUCAAGCUGCAACUGUGAUGGCUGCUCCUAGUGAUAAUCCUUUAUCCAGUAACUCUGCACUCAAUUUUUCAGGAAUUCCACUCAGCGCAGGACCCACCACUGACGCAGGAAGCAGCCACUCAUCCGACCCAUUGGUUGCCACCCCCACCGGGUUUCUAUAAAAUAAACUAUGAUGGAGCAACGUUCCAGGAUGUGGCAGCGGCGGGGUUGGGUGUAGUGGCACGUGAUUCAGAUAGUCGAGUUAUCGCUGCACUUUCAGAACGUAUUUCCCUCCCCCCAACCGUUGAAGCCUUGGAAGCUUUAGCUUGUAGGAAGGCAGUAGUUUUUGCCACUGAUCUGGACAUUCAGAACGCCGUGUUUGAAGGCGACUCAGAGACUAUCUACAAGCAUCUCAGCUCUGAUCAGCCAAGCAUGGCUGCCAUUGGCCAAUUAGUUGAUGAGGCACGCAAGUUAGCAGCGACUUUGAGGAGUUAUCAGUUCUCACAUGUCAAGCGCAACGGUAAUAUAGUAGCAGCUGAUAAAUUAGCGAAGUUAGCUAAGACCCUGUAUGAACCAACAAUUUGGGUUGAGGAUAUCCAUAGAGAUGUAGCUACUCUUGUAGUUUCUGACAGAAGUUUUCUGUCCUAUUAAUGAAGUUUCACGAUUGGUUUCUCAA
Molecule: messenger RNA, 2464 nt
Organism: Quercus robur (English oak)
Lineage: Eukaryota; Viridiplantae; Streptophyta; Magnoliopsida; Fagales; Fagaceae
Exons: 2
Coding region: 426-1970 (514 amino acids)
Molecular function (GO): nucleic acid binding; zinc ion binding
Source: RefSeq, a predicted model, not a curated record